Molecule: messenger RNA, 2185 nt
Organism: Astyanax mexicanus (Mexican tetra)
Lineage: Eukaryota; Metazoa; Chordata; Actinopteri; Characiformes; Acestrorhamphidae
Gene: septin5a
Product: septin 5a
Exons: 11
Coding region: 401-1534 (377 amino acids)
Biological process (GO): cytoskeleton-dependent cytokinesis; regulation of exocytosis
Cellular component (GO): septin complex; microtubule cytoskeleton; synaptic vesicle
Molecular function (GO): molecular adaptor activity; GTPase activity; GTP binding
Source: RefSeq, a predicted model, not a curated record
CACGGCACCCGAGUUCACCGCACUUCAGCUCUACUCUGUUUAUCCACCGUGGAAAAAGAGGGGGAGGAAUGAGCGGGUGAAUGAAUGAGAGUUCUUUAUUCCCCCUAUUCCUAACUCCCCUUUCCUGUGCCAAAAUUGCUUCCUUGCCUCCUCUACCUUUCUCUUUCCCGUCCAUCUCUCUCUCUCUCUCUCUCGUCUUUUUUCUGUUGUUUUUUGUGAGCUUCACAUGUGAAUUCCUCCGCCUGCCUGUCUGAACAAGGAGACGUGGUAAAUGCCGAGGGCCAGUACGAGAAGAAUAGAAAACGAGGGGACGAAAACAGAGGGUGAAAGAGUGCAGCAGGUUUGAGGAGGGAUCCCGAAGCUCUGGGCUUCUUUCGGGUGGUGUGCUGGUGGUGCUGGUAUGGAUGCCAUCAUGCUGCAGGAGAAGCUGGUAGAAAGGCUGCUCUGUGCCCGAGGCAGGACCACUCGACAAAAGGACAAGCAGUAUGUCGGCUUUGCUACACUCCCAAACCAGGUCCACAGAAAGUCAGUGAAGAAAGGCUUCGACUUUACUCUUAUGGUAGCAGGUGAAUCCGGUCUGGGCAAGUCUACUCUAGUCAACAGCCUUUUCCUCACAGACCUCUACAAGGACAGAAAGUUACUAAAUGCAGAAGAGCGUAUUAAUCAGACAGUAGAGAUUACCAAACACACUGUGGAUAUUGAGGAGAAAGGUGUGAAGCUCAAGCUCACCAUCGUGGACACACCAGGGUUUGGAGAUGCUGUCAACAACAAUGAGUGCUGGAAGCCCAUCACUGACUACAUUGAUCAGCAGUUUGAGCAAUACUUCAGGGAUGAAAGUGGACUCAACCGGAAGAACAUAUUGGAUAACAGAGUGCACUGCUGUCUCUAUUUCAUACCACCGUUUGGACAUGGUUUAAGGCCAGUAGAUGUGGAAUUCAUGAAGGCUCUGCAUGAGAAGGUGAAUAUUAUUCCCCUCGUGGCUAAAGCGGAUUGUCUCACUCCGAAUGAGAUAAAGAAGCUGAAAGACCGGGUGCGAGAUGAGAUCGAGCGGUUUGGGAUUAAAGUGUAUCAGUUUCCUGAGUGUGACUCUGAUGAGGAUGAGGAGUUUAAACAGAUGGAUAAAGAGCUUAAGGAGUGUACUCCAUUCGCUGUUAUUGGUAGUAACACAGUAGUGGAGGCAAGAGGACAAAGAGUGCGAGGACGCCUCUAUCCUUGGGGAAUUGUAGAAGUGGAGAACCAGUCUCACUGUGACUUUGUGAAGCUGAGGAACAUGCUGAUCCGCUCUCACAUGCACGACCUGAAAGACGUGACCUGUGAUGUACACUACGAGAACUACAGAGCCCACUGUAUACAGGAGAUGACCAGUAAACUUGCACAGGACAAUCGCAUUGACAGUCCUAUUCCCAUCCUGCCACUGCCCACUCCAGACGCAGAGACAGAGAGACUUAUCAAGAUGAAGGACGAGGAGCUGAAGAGGAUGCAGGAGAUGCUGGAGAAGAUGCAGCAACAGAUGCACGAGAAGGACACAUGCUGAUCACACACACACACACACAUAUACAACACACAAACCUCACCACAUACAGUACAUCCAAGUGAGCAAACACCAAUAUAGACAGACAGACAGACAUGUCUCUCUUAAUAUCCUAUACUGUAUACUCUCCCAUGUGAAUGAAUACAAAUGCUCAUAUAUGUAUUAUACCUGCAGACAGUGGCUCAGACUCGUACACUGUAUAUUUACAGAAUGAUUUGCUCGGUGCUUCAGAGCCCUUGCCUGGCAAGUACAAAUGUGAUGCAGCUAUUUAAUGUUUCAUAUGUGUUUACGCCAAUGUGAGUACAGCUAACAUGGGUAAUAUAAUGUAAUAUUAAUUUAAAUUAAAUUGAUUUUAGAUGUAUCUAAUUUAUAUUUACUUGAUUUUGGGUUUUUUUAACGCUUAGCUAGACGAAUGUGCAAAAAGGUGUUUUGUAAUGCCGUUUUAGCCGAACUGUUGGUUUGAAUGUGGAAUGGAGUGUGAGAGUGUGUGUGCGUGUGAAUGUGUGUGUGUUUGAAGAAAUAUACUUUUAUGAUGAAACCCUUUUAUUCCUGUAAGCUGCUUAACUGCAGUCUUGGCUUUUUAUAGUGCUAGCUCUCAGUGAAUGUAGACGUACAGUGCAGGGUAUUGUUAUGAAUAAAUACGACUAAAUCAAA